AUGUACCCAUGCAGUACUCCCUACUUUGAUCUACUCUUCCUGUCAUGCCUUCUUUUCUUGCACACCGAUGCGGUGGUGCCCCAUGGAGGCGUGCAUCUUAGGUCCCAGGAAGCUGCCCUCCUCCAGUGGAAGUCCACCCUGCAAAGUUCACCAGCGUUGGACUCAUGGAUACAGGGAACUAGUCCCUGCGGCAACUGGACAGGCAUCACCUGCGGUUUGGUGCACCGCGGCCGCAACUCGCCCCUGGUGGUGACUAACAUCUCCCUGCCAAACGCCGGCAUCGAUGGCCAACUUGGUGAGCUCAACUUCUCGGCACUCCCAUUCCUCUCAUAUAUCGACCUCAAGUACAACAGCUUUCGUGGAGAAAUCCCACCUGCCAUUGCCUCCCUACCUAUGCUCUCCUACCUCGAUCUUACUGGCAACUCGCUCCACGGGCAGAUACCAUCUGAGAUUGGCAACAUGGGACGCCUUACCCAGUUGGGACUCUCUUUAAACAACAUUACAGGCCGUAUACCUGCAUCCUUCGGGAACCUGACAAUGCUGGUUAAACUUGUCAUCCACCAAAAUAUGGUUACAGGUCCGAUCCCCAAGGAGCUUGGGAAGCUCACUAACCUAGAUUAUUUGGAGCUAAGUUACACCAUGUUAAGCGGUCAAAUACCUGAAAACCUAGGCAACUUAACCAAAAUAAGCACCUUGCAACUCUACAACAACCAACUGUCAGGGCCCAUACCACCUUCUCUAGGUAAACUCAAGACAUUGAGGAAUCUAGCACUCAGUAACAACUUGUUAAGUGGUCAGAUUCCUGAAAGCCUUGGCAACUUGGCCAAAUUGACGAUCCUGCAUCUGUACAGCAACCAGCUAUCGGGUCCCAUACCAUCUGUUAUAGGGAAACUCAUUAAUUUGAUUGAUCUUGAGCUAGCUAACAACCAGCUGAGGGGCCCCAUUCCUCCUAGCUUGUGGAACCUUACUAGUCUCAAUUAUCUCGACCUAUCCGAAAAUCAGCUUGUGGGUUCCAUCGCAAAUGAGAUUGACGCCUUGGUCAAUCUGGACACUUUGUUUUUAUCUGUAAACAAGAUUUCAGGCUCAAUUCCUGCAUCCUUGGCGAAUCUCACUGGACUGAGAGUGCUAUCACUCUUUAGUAACAAGUUGACAGGUCCUUUGCCUCCAGAAUUCGCUAAACUGACGUACUUAGUUCAGCUCAGCCUAUUAAACAACUCUCUCUCUGGUGAAUUGCCCUCUGGUGUUUGCAAAGAUGGAAAUCUCCAAGAGUUCAAUGUUGCUGAAAACAUGUUCACCGGUCCCAUUCCUGAAAGUCUGAAAACGUGCACGAGCCUCAGGAAACUUCUCCUAGAAUUUAACCAGAUAACAGGGGAUAUAUCCAAUUUUGGGCCGUACCCAGAGCUUGUUAAAGCAAAAUUUCAGGCCAACAAACUCCGUGGCCAUUUGUCAAAAUCCUGGGCUUCAAGUGUCAAUCUUACCAUGUUUAUAGCUUCAGAAAACAUGAUAACUGGAAGCUUGCCAUCUGAGUUAUCCAGCCUGAUAAAUUUGGAGGUACUUUUACUCGAAUCCAAUAACCUGAGUGGCAACAUACCACCAGAAUUGAGCAAUUUAGCCAACUUGUAUCAGCUCAAUUUAUCACAAAACCAAUUCACAGGUCAUAUACCCAUUGAAUUUGGUCAGAUGAGCAAUUUACAGUACCUUGAUAUGUCUGUAAACAAGUUGAGUGGGUUGAUACCACAAGAGCUCGGAAGUUGUAGUAAGCUACGGUUCUUGAAUAUUAACCACAACAGCUUGACUGGAAAUUUACCAAUGACCAUUGGUAAUCUGAGGAACCUGCAGAUUAUGUUGGAUGUCAGUGACAAUAACCUCACAGGCGGGCUACCUGUCCAACUUGGGAACUUAGUGAUGUUGGAGUUUUUGAACCUGUCCCACAAUCAAUUUAGCGGAAGCAUUCCCUCCUCCAUCGCUGGCAUGGUUAGUCUAUCAACACUUGAUGUGUCGUACAACAACUUGGAAGGUCCUCUUCCGGCAGGGCAACUAUUCCUCAAUGCCUCAACAAGAUGGUUCUCCCACAACAAAGGUCUCUGUGGUAACCUCUCAGGUCUGCCAGCUUGCCCUUCAACCCCAAUAAUAGAACAUCACAAAGAAAGAAUUCGCAGCUUGUUGUUAGCCAUUUCAAUUCCUGUGUGCAUAGUUAUUAUUCUCUCACUUUUUGGUCUAGUUACAAUUAUUCAGAAAAGAAAACGACCACAAAGUCCUAUAAAUGCAAAUAGAGUAGAUGUGUUCUCAGUGUGGAAUUUCGACGGAAAAUUAGCAUUUGAGGAUAUCACGAGGGCAACAGAAAAUUUCAGUGAGAGGUAUAUCAUUGGCUCAGGAGGGUAUGGCACUGUUUACAAAGCUCAUCUUCAAGGGGGGAGAUUGGUCGCAGUGAAGAAACUUCAUCAGAUUGAGGAACAUAUGAGUGAUGGAAAGAGAUUUAUUAGUGAAAUCGAAGUUUUGACAAAGAUUCGGCACCGAAGCAUUGUCAAACUGUAUGGGUUUUGCUCCCAUCCAAGAUACAAAUUUCUAGUAUAUGAUUAUAUUGAAAGAGGAAACCUUCGUGCUACCUUGGAAAAUGAGGAGUCAGCAAAGGAGUUAGACUGGCAGAAGCGGACAAGUAUUGCAAGAGAUGUGGCCCAAGCUAUUUUCUACUUACACCAUGAAUGCAGCCCUCCUAUAAUCCAUCGUGAUAUAACAAGUAAUAACGUGUUGCUAGACUCUACUUUCAAGGCUUAUGUUUCAGAUUUUGGUACUGCGAGGAUUAUAAAACCCGAUUCAUCAAACUGGAGCGAACUAGCAGGGACAUAUGGUUAUAUUGCCCCAGAGCUUUCAUACACAUCAGUGGUGACGACAAAAUGUGAUGUUUACAGCUUUGGUGUGGUCCUACUGGAGAUUAUGAUGGGAAGAUAUCCUAGUGAGCUGCAAUCCCUUGCUUCCCUGGGGCAGCACCAAAAGCUUGCAAUGGACAUGUUGGACCAGCGCCCUCCAUUGCCGUCAAUGGUGGAGAAUGAAGAGAUUGCUCUGCUUGUGGAAGUUUCAUUUUCUUGCCUGCAAAUUUCUCCUCAAUCAAGGCCAUCAAUGCGGGAUGUCUAUCAGAAACUGGUUCGGCACGUACCUUCUCAUUUAGCCUCGCCCUCUCAUGUGUCUACAUUAGAAGAAAUAGUGGGCGCAGAAAUGUGAAGUCAUUUUUGUUGUCUGAAGCACUAAUAGUGUAUAGCCGAUAAUAUUAAUCAAGUUAGACAUUGAGAAAUGUA
This is a messenger RNA of Panicum virgatum (switchgrass), 3293 nucleotides long. Its product is annotated as MDIS1-interacting receptor like kinase 2-like. Gene Ontology annotation, molecular function: protein kinase activity; protein binding; ATP binding. Lineage: Eukaryota; Viridiplantae; Streptophyta; Magnoliopsida; Poales; Poaceae. Bases 1 to 3219 code for a protein of 1072 amino acids. The record is from RefSeq and is a predicted model, not a curated record. Gene Ontology annotation, cellular component: plasma membrane. The transcript has 3 exons. Gene Ontology annotation, biological process: protein phosphorylation; hormone-mediated signaling pathway.